AUGGCUUCUCCCAAAAAUAUGAAUAUCUUCAGGGAAAUGACUGCUCAGACAUUCAUGACAGCCUUGUUCUCUUCUCUCGGUGGUAUUGGUUUUGGCAUUGAUUAUGGCUACUGGUCUGGAAUGCUAGAUAUAGCCCAAUUUCUCAAAGACUUCGGCGUCUAUGACGGCAAGACAGACUCCUACUACCUCCCCUCGAGCUGGCAAUCCGCAGGCAGUGGCCCCCCCGUUGCUGGUCUCGCAAUUGGUGCUUUGAUUUCCGGCCUAGUUGGCAAACACCUUGGUCGCAUCAAGACUUUUCGCUUUGCCUCGAUAAUCUCUGCCGUGGGGGUCAUUAUCCAAUCUACUGCCAUACAUUCUUACUGGCAGAUUAUGGUCGGGCGUCUCAUCAAUACAUUGGCACUCGGAAUCCUCGCAAAUGCAAUUCCUGCCUACUUAGCUGAGAUUUCACCACUCUCUAUCCGGGGAACAUUGAUCAAUUGCUACCAAUUCUCUGUCUCUGUUGGGGCUAUCCUCGUCACGGCCAUGAAUUGGGGCAUGUACCAAAGACCAGACCAGUGGGCAUACCGCUUGGUCUUCAUUAUUCAAAUAUUUGUUCCACUGACGUAUAUAAGUGGAUCUUUCUUUAUUCCAGAAAGUCCUCGCUGGUUGGUGGGACAAGGACGGUAUGCAGAGGCAAAAAUGGAGUUAGAGGUUUUACGCAAAACGACCUCGGAUGAACUUCUUGGGCGAGAGAUCGAAUUGAUUAUUGCUGCCGAGGAGGAGAACAAAGCUCAGUUCGGCAGUUCUUGGUCAGAAUGUUUCCGAGGAACCAACCUGCGACGAACCCUGAUUGCAACUGGCGUGCAGUGCUUGCAACAGGCGCAGGGAUCUUCAUUUAUGGGUACCUAUUCGGUCUUGUUUAUGAAGUCCAUCGGCGUUGACGACGUUUACAAAAUUUCAAUCCUGACAUCAUUAGUAAUGACGGUUGCGUCUGGAUGUGGCUUUUAUGUUCCAGAUAGAUUUGGUCGGCGCUGGGUCUUGAUUGGUGCAGCCCUUGUUCUCGGAAUAAGCAUGUUUACUAUGUCUGGAGUCAAAGACGCUGGCUUGGCAGGAAACAAAACGGCUAGGAAUACAGCCUUAGCCUUUGUUUUCAUUUGGCAAUUCGCUAUGUCAAUUGGUUGGAGCAGCUGUGUGUGGAUCAUCACAGCCGAAGUCCCAACCCUUCAGUUACGUGAGAAGACCAUGACCAUUGCUUGCUUUAUUGGGUUCUGUGUAUCAGUUCUCGUAACCUUCGUCAGUCCAUUUAUUCAAGAUCCCGGGUAUGGCAACCUAGGAGGAAAGAUUGGUUACCUUUACGGUUCUUUUUCGUUUGCUGCGGCACUCUGGACCUUCCUUUUCUGUCCUGAAACAGGGUUCCGCAGCCUAGAAGAAGUUGACGAGCUGUUUAAGAACCGCGUGUCGGUAUGGGACUUCCAUAAGUAUCGGACAACUGGCUUUGGGGCCGAGAUAGCCGAAGUUGAGCACGCUUCUCAACCCAAAGAGGCUUUGCUGGACAAACCGGAUGUUGAAAAGUGA
Molecule: messenger RNA, 1554 nt
Organism: Penicillium expansum
Lineage: Eukaryota; Fungi; Ascomycota; Eurotiomycetes; Eurotiales; Aspergillaceae
Product: sugar porter family MFS transporter
Exons: 5
Coding region: 1-1554 (517 amino acids)
Biological process (GO): transmembrane transport; carbohydrate transport
Cellular component (GO): membrane
Molecular function (GO): carbohydrate:proton symporter activity
Source: RefSeq, a predicted model, not a curated record